Phlebotomus argentipes is the source of this 3265-nucleotide messenger RNA. RefSeq names its product synaptotagmin-16 (gene Syt14). Bases 340 to 2058 code for a protein of 572 amino acids. The record is from RefSeq and is a predicted model, not a curated record. NCBI's taxonomy places the organism in Eukaryota, Metazoa, Arthropoda, Insecta, Diptera, Psychodidae. The transcript is spliced from 3 exons.
CAUUCAUAUCUAGUUUCCAACUUUUUCCUUUCAGUGCAACACAAUAAUUCCUCCCAGUUCAGCCACACUGGAGCUUUCCUCCCUGUUUUUUUUUUAAGGAAAAGUCCUCCUUCACACAGAGGACAAACACCAGACACUGUGCAUAAAGGUGUGAUAUUGUGUGAUAAAUUUGCGUGUGAAAGGCUGAAAAGAACAGAGUUGUGUGCAUUGUAUUCAGAACGCACGGCAAGCUAUGAAGGAAAAUCCACAUAAAUUUGGGAAUUUCCCAGUGAAAACAGAGUUCAUACAGUGAGGAAAUAUCACCAAAUCCACACCAGACGAUCCACAGAACAGGACAAAAUGGGGUACUUGGGUGAUCUUCGCGAUCAAUACCUCAAUGGCACAGCGAUAGCCUUGCUGCUUCUGCUCGUCAUCAUUCUCCUGUACUUGUUCAGGAAGCAGUGUCUCAGGACUUCGCCACACAAGAGCUGGACACGGAAUUUGCUCAAGACUAAGAAUCUCCUGCGACGGAUUUUCUUGAAAACAGUGAAUCGCGGCCUGUAUGAAGAGGGAGGAAUUCAAUCGGAGUCCGAAGAAGCCAUUCUCACGCGAUUCAUCCCAGUUCCUGGUGAGCAGCCGCCUAAGUACGCCCAAGUAUCGCCCACAAGUGUCUCCAAUGUGAUGUACCAGGAGGCGUUGCGCGGCAAUGUCCCUCUGCAUUCCGUGAUUAUCACGGGGAAGGAUCCCCUCGAAGUGGCAGAACGCGGUCGCGUGGGCGUGGCGAGCAGCGAGUGUAGCUCCAACAGUUCAGCGGACACACUGCCAGAGAACAGUGUGGUGUACUUGUCGGAGGAGCGCCGGGAAUUGAAUCCUUCGGACGUGCCUUUCACGCGGGAGUUUCAGCAGCAGCGUGACCGCGAGCGUCGGCGACACCGUCGGCACUCUGAGGGCUCGGAGAGGCGCUCCUCCAAGUCCCAUCGCUACAAGAAACGCCUGCAGGACAUCACGGACGUGGACGAGAUCUCCAGCGCCGAUCCACCGUCGUACCUCUUCGUGUCCCCAUCACGUGAGCAACUGCUUGAGGAGACGAUGUCGCAGUGCAACGAAUCCCUCAAGUCACCCUCCUCAGUUGCUGACACCAGCAAACUCGAACCCACCGAUAAGUUCUGUCCGAUCGCCAAUUCCAGCUAUGGCAGUGUAGAGAUUGCCCUGCUGUACGAUGCGCCCAUGAGGAAGAUGACCGUUCACGUGCUACAGGCACGAGAUAUCCCACUAAGAGGUGCCGGCCAAGUCACCUACACGCAGAUCCGACUGCUCAUCCUGCCCAGCAAAAAACAGAAGCACAAGACCAAGAUCCGCACAGGCGAGAAUCCCCAGUUCAUGGAGAGCUUCCUCCUGCAUCGCGUCAAUCCCGAGGAGGUGAACUCAAUGGGCCUCCGAAUUCGGGUGUACAGCUGUGCCCGCAUGAGGCGGGAGCAUCUCAUUGGGGAGUCCAUUGUCAAGUUCAGCUCCAUCGAUCUCGAAUACGAGGCCAACAUGUGGCUCACGCUGGAGCCCAAGACGCGAGUCAACUUGUCUGGGAGCAACAGUGACCUAAUCUCACUAGCCCGAAGCGAUAGCAUCAGCUCCACGGCGUCUGUUAAGCACGGCGGAGUGCCCGAGCUGCUGCUGGGACUGGCCUACAAUGGAACCACGGGCAGAUUGACGACGGAGAUAAUCAAGGGCAUCCACUUCCGCCAGAUGCUGGUGAACAAGACGUUGGACACGUACGUGAAACUGUGCCUGGUGAAUAGUAUCGGCCAGGAGAUGAGCCGCGCCAAGUCCUCAAUCAGGCGUGCCCAGCUGAAUCCUCUCUUCAAGGAGACCUUCACCUUCCAGAUCGCCCUGUUCCAGCUCAACGACGUCACUCUCAUGGUCUCUGUGUACUCGAAGCGCAACAUGAAGCGAAAUGAGAUGAUCGGCUGGUUUAGCCUGGGACUAAACUCCUCUGGGCCGGACGAGAUGAACCAUUGGAACGACAUGCGAGAGAGCGCCAAUGGGGAGCUCGUCAUUCGCUGGCACGUCCUGCUCCAGAACUAAGAGUGCCCCCAUUGAAAUUUGUAGGUUUAAGGAAAAACACUUUCUCAACUCACACGAUUUUGGGACAAGAUUUGCGAGUGGGCAGAGGCGAUUUCAGUCAAUCAACAUAAGGAUUAUUCCCAAGGAAAAACUCACCGAUUCAAAAUGGCAGACAAGAAUAUUCCCAACUUCACUAAAACUCUCUAAAAUCCAUAAGCAAAUGGUAUUCUAGAUAGAAAUCUUCUAGUGAAGAUUGAAAACAAAGUAUUAUUUUUAAAGUCUGUACUCUUUCCUCACUGAUUUACGUUGAGUUUCAUUGGAAUAAUCAGAUCUUUCAAAUAGCAUUACUAAUUUAUCCACUUCCGAAACUUCGCAAUUUGCCAAUUUUCCCUAUUUGCGCCGCAUGGAAAGCAUCGCGAAUCGGAAAAGAUCAACAGUUCGUUCCAGUGGAAGAUAAUAUGAAUUUUUGAACUGUUCGUUGAUGUAAAAAUCGCUGAAAAACCUCCACUCCAAAAUCUCUUUGACUUUAUAUAGAAAUUUUUAUAGAAAAUUGUCUCCUCGGGGAGUUUUGGUCAAUUUUCUGCGUUCUCACAACACGAAAAUGCAAAAAUCAACUUUUGACCACCUUUUCGCGACACUGAAAAGGUGGAAAACCCAGGAAUUUCAGAGAAAAUCAAUUUGAUGACGUUGGAAGGCGAAACAUGAAUUUUAUUGAACAUAAAAAUAGUAAAUUUCUGGAUUAUAUAAUGAAAAGUGAAGAAAUCUCAUAUCCUCGUUCCAAUUCGGCAAGAUUAACAAUUAUUGAAUUACGUCUAUUUUCUAUUCUCACUUUCGAAAAGAGAAAAAUUUCUCUCCCAUUGAUAGUAGUUGAUAAUGGAAAAAGAGUAAAAUGUGCAAGAUUACUCAAAAUAAUGUAAUUGAAGAGAUUUAAAAGUAAAAUAUUUGUAAAUUACUUUAUCGGCAUUUUUCUAUACUCUCACAUUUUGUUGUUCACCUCAAAAAUUUCCUUUACAUUCAAAACACUUUUCCUUUUCUGUACAUUUCUCUACAGUGACUUUUCCUACGGAGAAAUACAAUUUCUUCUGAAUCCUGUUCAUCUCAGCAAUUUGUUCUCUGUACGCACGAUUCUUUCUUUCUUUCUCUCUCUCUCUUAAAACUAAAUAACUUCCAUUUUUAUUGCAAAGAAAUUCCUCAAUAAAAUGGCGAAAACGAAUAAUAAAGAAAAAAA